Cataglyphis hispanica is the source of this 2053-nucleotide messenger RNA. RefSeq names its product cytochrome P450 9e2-like. Bases 65 to 1621 code for a protein of 518 amino acids. NCBI's taxonomy places the organism in Eukaryota, Metazoa, Arthropoda, Insecta, Hymenoptera, Formicidae. The transcript has a single exon. Gene Ontology annotation, molecular function: heme binding; iron ion binding; oxidoreductase activity, acting on paired donors, with incorporation or reduction of molecular oxygen. The record is from RefSeq and is a predicted model, not a curated record.
CGUCCGCAUUUAUACAUUCUACGUUUCGUUCGACGGAGCUAUUCGUUUGAACGCUAUCAUCACGAUGGAAUUAUUUUCGUUCUUAUUUUCAUCGCCCUUCGGGUUGUUACUGACCACUCUGAUUAUUAUCGGCGUCUUAAAAUUUGUUGCACUGAUGCAUCGUGUAUACUUUUACUGGAGAGGUAAAGGUGUUCCUUAUUUGCCCGAUUCAUUAUGGUCUCUCGUAAUGGGUUGGAAGGUAUAUCUGCGUCGUCUGAGUUUGGCCGACCAUAGUCUUUUUAUGUACAAUUACAUCCCGAACGCUAAGUAUUGUGGAAUGAUGGAAUUUACCGCACCUGCCGUGCUUCUACGCGAUCCUGAACUGAUCAAGAAUGUGAUGGUGAAGGACUUUGAAAUUUUUCACGAUCAUCGCAGCUUCGUGGAUGAAAGUGUGGACCCGCUGUUCAGUAAGAAUAUCUUCUCCUUACGCGGAGAUCGCUGGAGAGAAAUGAGAAACACAUUAAGUCCCUCUUUCACCGCUAGCAAGAUGAAGAUUAUGUUCAAUUUAGUAUCAAAAUGUUCUCGUGAAUUCGUUAAUUAUCUCGUCGAUCAUCCGGAAAUGUAUGCUGCGAUUGAGACGAAGCAAAUCUUCAGACGGUACACCACUGACGUAAUCGCCACAACGGCCUUUGGCAUAAACGUGAAUUCUAUGAAAGAUCAAAACAAUGAGUUCUAUGUGAAGGGAAUAGAAAUCAGCAAGGUUUUCAGCGAAUUUCUAACUAUAUUCAAGUUCAUGUUUAUGUAUAUAUUUCCGCGUUUUGCCAAGUUGCUCGGUAUGACGGGAUUCAGCUCAACGUCUACGGUCGAGUUUUAUAAGAGAAUUGUUGGAGAGACCAUCAAAAUUCGAGAAGAGCAAGGUAUCGUCAGGCCGGAUAUGAUUCAGUUAUUAAUGCAGGCUCGGGACAAGAAUGAUCCCAGCGUCCACAAAAUGACAUUGGAUGACAUCAUUUCGCAAGUUUUCAUCUUUUUCUUUGCCGGUUUUGACACAACCUCGACGCUGAUGUGUUUUGUCGCUCAUGAGCUGGCGAUUAAUCGAGAAAUUCAAGAUCGCGUGCGCGAGGAGGUGCAGCAGCAUAUCGCUGAAAAUAAUGAGAUUUCUUAUGAAUCGCUGUCGAAGAUGACUUAUAUGGACAUGGUGAUUAACGAGACGCUUCGAAAGUAUCCACCAAUGAUCGUCAUCGAUAGAUUUUGUACUAAGAGUUACGAGCUGCCUCCGUCGCAGCCAGGUUGCAAGAGCGUAACUGUCGAAUCUGGCAGUACAAUGAUAAUAUCCGUUUAUGGUUUACAUCGUGAUUCUAAAUACUUUCCGAACCCGGACAAGUUUGAUCCCGAACGAUUCAGCGAAGAAAACAAAGGCAAUAUUGUUCCGUACACUUACUUACCUUUUGGACACGGGCCUAGAAAAUGUUUGGGCAAUCGGUUUGUUCUCAUGGAGACCAAGAUUCUGAUAGCUCAUCUCUUGCAAAAAUUUAUCCUAAAGAAAAUGGAAAAAACUGUCGAUCCUGUUGUAUACGAUAAGAAGGAAUUCAAUCUGACACCUGAAGGCGGAUUCUGGAUCGGUUUGGAGAAAAUAGAAAAGUGAUGAACUUGUAUGCGAAAUGCAUUUAAAACUAUUUUUUGAUAAUUAAACAGGAGCAUUAUAAUUCUUUCGAAAUGUUUAAUCAUGUAUAAUUUUUGCAUUUGAUGAUAGUGAAAGUUUAGGAUCUCUUUACGACACAUCAUCAUUAUGCCAUUUGAAUGUUAUACAAAUUUAAUAUUAUAUAUUUUAUUGUUCUAUUUUUAUAGCAUUAAUAAAUUAUUUUUGGUUGGUAAAGAUUGACAAAGUGAAAUAUUAUGAUGUGUACUGUGUAUCAUGACCUUGUAGGCUGUUGAUUCUACUCGUUCAUAUUGAUGGACUUUAAUGACUUACGUAACUUGUAUUUAUAUCAGCAAAUAACAGUAGAGACGACUUAGUAGAAACGUUCAUUUCUUUAUAUGAGAAAAAAUCUUUUAUUAUUGCACAAAUAUAUUUUGU